UAUAUAUGACGAGAAUAAAAACUAGAGAAAGUGCAAUACUCAAAGUUAAGAUGAGUUCCAACUCCAAACAAACUCAGUUUCCCAUAGAGGUAGAAAAAGUUGAUGAUGCUUAUCUUUCUGCAUUGUUACUAUGUUUUAGUAGAAUUUUUCCUGCAAUACUAAAUGCUGCUAUUGAUCUCAAUUUAUUUGAUAUCAUAGCUAAGUUACAAAAUUCAAGUGAACAUUCUAGUUUUUCUGCUUCUGAAAUUGCUUCUGAGCUUCCAAAUCAACACCCUGAAUUGGCUGAGAGGCUUGAACGUAUGUUGACUGUGUUGGCUAGUUACUCUCUUCUCACUUGUUCCAUUCGUACCAAUGAAGAUGGUAACAAAGAAAGAGUUUAUGCUCUCUCAUCAAUUGGUCAAUACUUUGCAUUGGAUAAAGAUGGAGGCUCUUUACGUCCACUCUCAGCAUUAAUCCAUCGUGGAUAUCAUCAUGUUUGGUAUGAUGUAAAAGAUGCGAUCAUAAACCCUAACAACAAUGACCAUUUUCAUAAAGUUCAUGGAUCACCGGCUUAUAAAUAUUUGGAGAAAAAUCAAGAGCUAAAUCAAAUUUUUAACAAAGCAAUGGCUCAAUCUGGUCCAUUAGAAAUGAAAAGGAUUCUUACACUAUAUAAAGGAUUUGAGGAAGUCUCAACACUGGUUGAUGUAGGUGGUGGAGUAGGGAAUGCUUUGAAACAGAUUAUAUCUGAAUAUCCUUCAAUAAAAGGCAUUAAUUUUGAUUUACCCCAAGUGGUUCAAGAUGCACCAACUCAUCCAGGGAUAGAGCAUGUUGAAGGAAAUAUGUUUGAAAGUGUUCCAGGUGGUGAUGCCAUCUUACUAAAGCUUGUAUGUCACAAUUGGGCAAAUGAAGAAUGUGUAAAGUUUUUAAGAAAUUGUCACAAAGCUUUACCAAAACAUGGAAAGGUGAUUGUUUUGGAUUAUAUAAUUCCAGAGGUUCCAAACCCAAGCAAAAUCUCUAAGCAUGCUUGUGCUAUUGACAAUCUCAUGUUUUUAGUACAUGGUGGAAAGGAAAGAACUGAAAACGAAUUUCAAAACUUAUGCAUGAGCUCUGGAUUUUCCAAAUUUCAUAUUGCUUGCAGUGAUACCUCAGCUAUGUCUGGAGUAAUGGAAUUCUAUAAAUAAAGAUUACUGAGCAUUUUACUUGGAUUUUCAAUAUGUUGUAACUUGUAAUAAAUAUUCUUGAAUAAACUUUAAUAUAUGGGCGAAGUAAUGCAACAAUGUAUAAAGAGAAUUAGCACUAUAUUUUAUUUUGGUUAGACCUUA
Medicago truncatula (barrel medic) is the source of this 1301-nucleotide messenger RNA. Its product is annotated as isoliquiritigenin 2'-O-methyltransferase. The transcript is spliced from 4 exons. Gene Ontology annotation, molecular function: protein dimerization activity; O-methyltransferase activity. The record is from RefSeq and is a predicted model, not a curated record. NCBI's taxonomy places the organism in Eukaryota, Viridiplantae, Streptophyta, Magnoliopsida, Fabales, Fabaceae. Bases 6 to 1160 code for a protein of 384 amino acids.